UUAUGCGUACGUGCCGAGGUCUUCAGAAACACCAGUUUGUCCAUUUGGGUUCAAAGGUUUCCGGAAACCUCAUCAUUUCUAUAAUAUAUUCCCAAGUGGACGCAUCCUCUCUGAAAGGCACACAUUGUCUACAUUAUCCUUGGCUACCAGUACCUUAGGACUUUGUGGAAUCCUUACAAGAUCUCCUGGAACUAGCAGGUUACUACACUGUACAGUAUAUAGAAUACACAUUCUUGAUAUUGGCGGUUGGUGUCAAGCAACAUUCAAUGGCUUCCUCUUCGCUGUGAAAAUGGCCAUCUUCCUUUCGCUGCUCCAAGUAAAGAGGAACAACGUUAGCAGGUUCUUGAUUGUUGGGGGUGAGCGAAAAAGACACAGAGAGAUGAAACUUGCAAACAUAUGAAGGAAAUACAAACUCAUCUUUUCCUUCGUUUGCAAAGGAUCAUUGGAAGGAAACUUCAUUCAGACAAAAAAAACAUAAAAUUGAACUUUUUGCAGUAAGUGCACUUUUGCUUGCCAACAAUAUUGUGUCUGUGAACUAGUAAUAUGCCAACCGAUUGGAAACCGUUUGUUUAUGGAGGGACGGCAUCUGUUCUAGCAGAAUGCGGGACUUUCCCACUCGACCUGACGAAGACGAGGCUUCAAGUGCAGGGCCAGAGGAUGGAGGCCAGCUUUCGAGAGCUCAAGUAUCGAGGAAUGUUCCAUGCCCUCAAAAGAAUUGCCAAGGAGGAGGGCAUCCAGGCUCUAUACUCAGGGAUCCGACCUGCCGUCCUGCGACAGGCUGUAUAUGGCACCAUCAAGAUAGGCUGCUACCAUUCCUUCAAGAGGAUCCUGGUAGAUAACCCUGAGAAUGAGACCCUACCGGUCAACGUGCUGUGCGGGAUGACUGCAGGAGUCAUAGCGUCGGCCAUAGCAAACCCCACUGAUGUACUCAAGGUGCGUAUGCAGGCCCAGAGUGCAAGCUUUGCCAACGCAGGGGGAAUGUUCAAUUCUUUUGUCACCAUUUAUCAAGAGGAAGGCACAAAAGGGCUUUGGAGGGGUGUUAUACCAACUGCACAGAGAGUAGCAAUAGUUGCAGGUGUAGCACUACCGGUGUAUGACUGGUGUAAAAAGACAGUCCUAGACAGGAGGCUGAUGGAGGAUAACGUCAAACUGCACUUCUUAUCAAGCUUCGCGGCUGGUUUAGCUGGUGCCAUUUUAUCCAACCCUGUUGAUGUGGUGAGAACCAGAUUGAUGAACCAGCGAAACCUGAGGAAAGGUGUGGCCUCUUCAUCUAGUAACUUUGUGUACCAGAAUUCAAUUGAGUGCUUACUGAAGACUGCAAAGUAUGAGGGAUUCAUCGCACUCUACAAGGGCUUUGUACCGACAUGGGUUCGUCUUGGCCCUUGGAACAUCAUUUUCUUCAUGGCAUAUGAGCAAAUGCAGCGGCUACCCUUAUGAUGACUGCCCUUGGAGUGCUAGAGUAAUCGCAGUCUUCGACAUCACUCAAACCUCCUUUAUGAAGAUGGCCAUCGGGGAUAAGAGUGAGAGCAAAUCAUGACUUGGCUGAAAACAGAUUACCCAGAUGACUUCAUAGUAGCUUGUAUCUCGCUUAUUUUCUUGUCUAGUGCGAUGCAGGGACCUUUGUCAUUAGAUAGCUUUAAAGCCCGUCUGUACUAGUUUGACCAGGAAGGAUUAGACCACCCAGCGUGGUCACUGACAGGUGGUUAUCUCAUCAACUUGGCUCUCAAUUAACAUAAGAAAAAGAGGAUCAUGGGGGACCAACGGGCACCGCUUAGGCAUUGUUUGCCAUAUAGAGGGAGCAAGUAGCUACAAAUAGUGCAGUGGGGCUUUAAAUGGAUGAGCGAAUGCGAUGAUUUAUGAAUCAUGUCUGCUAUCGAGCACUAGGAGGAUGAAGAUGUCGACUUUAUCAAGAGCUCAAGGAUGACAGCCAGGGAUUGCUUCAGGGGCCGCCAGUCCUAAUUUUGGAUAGAACAUAUGACUUUGUCGUAGUGCAUGAAAGAACACUAUUUAAUAUUGUCUAAUCAACCUUGAUGCAGUAGUCUCAUGUUGUGGUCAGCUCUCUGUCUUUGCUUACAAACUGAGGCAUGUCUGUUGUCUUUUUUUUUUCACAUGAAUAUGCACGUACAGGAGGAUUGAAAGCCGUAGGUUAAGAUAAACCUUCAUUAAUUUGGGCCAUCAUGGCCAGCUUUUGCUGAAGGGUGUAGCAAAUCUAAGCAUUGGUUAUGGUUUGCUUUGGUGUAUUGUAACAAUACUAAUAGAAAUAGGUCCGUUUAUAAAGUGCAGCUACUAUAUGAAACUCUGCUGCAUGCUAACAGUUAGUGCGCUAUGAUAAACUGUAUACUUAAAGAGGCAGCUAGGAGAUUAACUCUUUUACUUUGAAAAGUGCAUUUAUUUAUUUAUUUUGUGUAUGUGAACAAAACCGUGUUACUCUGAAUUUGCAGAACUCUGAUCUGAUGCACUGUUCAGACUUUCCAUUGGCUAUCGUUUGAAGUAUCGACAUGCAAUACCAAUUUGCUUUUCUUCAUGUAUUGUGCUAUGUUUUGUUUUAUGAUAUAAAAUACAGGUGCAUUUUGUACAUGCUGAAAUAAAUGUAUUAACAUAAAGCAUUAAAAAGAAGUGAGAAAAUGUUUUGAAACAAAACAGAGAGAGAAAAAGUCUAUGGUGCAUAUUCUACUAUUAAAUUCAAUCAAAGGAAAACUGAAAUCUCAGACUAAUUUCCUUUGUUCAACAAAAUUCUUAAGCACACCAUCAGGGUUAAUUUGUUGUAGAUUACAGGCCCAUGGCAUUGUUCAUUAAUAGGCCUACACUAUUUAUUUUUAUUGACAGUGGGAAAGUAGGAAUACUAACCGACUGUACUUUUUUGAUUGGAAGUUAAGGAGAUAUCUAUCAAAAGAAUUUCUUAAAGAAUCGAUGUUGAAAGCCUACUCCUUAUGUAUAUUGACUACGCAAUCUGCAUAUAAUUAAUAGAAAACAAGUAUGAACAAUGUGUACGCAACCAUUCUCAAUAUUUGUUAAUAAGUGAAGGUAUUGUGUUUCAAAGUUGAGCCGAUUCCAAUUUCACUUUCUAAUACUCAAAAAAA
Strongylocentrotus purpuratus (purple sea urchin) is the source of this 3080-nucleotide messenger RNA. Its product is annotated as kidney mitochondrial carrier protein 1. The transcript has 9 exons. NCBI's taxonomy places the organism in Eukaryota, Metazoa, Echinodermata, Echinoidea, Camarodonta, Strongylocentrotidae. Bases 544 to 1437 code for a protein of 297 amino acids. The record is from RefSeq and is a predicted model, not a curated record. Gene Ontology annotation, biological process: transmembrane transport.